This is a messenger RNA of Pogonomyrmex barbatus (red harvester ant), 1341 nucleotides long. RefSeq lists its product as uncharacterized. Lineage: Eukaryota; Metazoa; Arthropoda; Insecta; Hymenoptera; Formicidae. The record is from RefSeq and is a predicted model, not a curated record.
AAAAAAAAACACAUAUAAUCAACAAGCAAUAACUUACAUAUCACAAAAUGUCUGACAGUAAUAAUUUUCAAAAGUGGCUCAAAGAAGUAAUGUCAAAGAUCAUCGAAAGUUUCGGGUCAAACGUCGAUGAAUUUCAUUAUGAGAUAACCGACAAUCGCGAUAUUUUAAUGUCCACUCUGCAAAAUAUAUCUGUGAAGUAUAAAAAUAAAACGACAGGUCAAAGUGAGGAACAUUCUAUAAUACUGAAGAGACCGGUACAAACAGAAAUCGUGGGACAGAUAGUUGACUGUGACUCUCAAUUUCAUAACGAAAUCUUGUUUUAUCGAACGUAUUCCCAACCGGGUGAGAAUUUCGCGAGAUGCUUCUACGUGGACGAGAGGCCACCACUCGACUCGGUAAUCGCUCUGGAGAACGUCAAUGAACGAGGAUACCAUCAUUCUCCAUACCAAUGCGACGUUCCUCUGGAGUAUACAUUAGCGGCGAUGCGCGAGAUAGGACGAUUUCAUGGCAAGGGAUACGUCAUGAAGGAACGGCAACGGGAAAAGUUCUUCGACAUGGUGCAACAGCUUCAAGAUUUCAGGGCGACAGAAACGUAUAAGCAACUUGUCAACGUUAAUGCGACACGAGGAGUGGAGUAUCUUCGCAGGCACGGCUACGACGUAGCUUUCUGCGACAAAAUGGAUGCCCUACUGGCGAACGCAUUCGAAGGGGUGUUGAAGAAGUUGAUGAAGCCGCUAGAACCUCUGUCCACACUCUGUCACGGUGAUUUCACAUUGAAUAAUGUUCUCUUCAAAACGAAAGGCGACGGACAGUACUGCGCGAUGCUGAUCGACUUCGCGAUUUUGAGAUACGCGACGCCUGCUAUCGAUCUUACCACGUAUCUCUAUCUGAAUUGUUCGCGCGAAAUAAGAGAAAGUGAGAUUUGCUUUUCCAAGAUUAUGCGAAGUUAUCACGAUGCGUUGAAAGAAUAUUUGCUGGAGGCUGGCAUUUCAAAUAUCGAAAGAUAUUCGUAUGACGCUUUCCUGGACAAUUACAAGAGAAACAGUCUGCACGGUUUUCUCAUUGCAUCUUAUUUCUUACCAUUCCUAAUAGGACCUCAACCCGUUAGCUUGAAUGGAUCACAAAUAGCAAACAUGGGUAACUUGGAGUUUGUAAGAAUGAUAAAACGAACUGGUGGAGACGAAAUAUCCAAGAUAUUGGCUGACAUGCUCUUGCAAUUGAAAGACUCUGGUUGUUUAAAAGACUUUUUAUAAUUACACAACAUUACGUCGUAAAUGACGCGGAGAUCAAUAUUUGUUAGUUUAUGAUAAUUAUAGGAUAAAUAAUUAUAUAAAUUAAAAU